This is a messenger RNA of Plectropomus leopardus (leopard coralgrouper), 4670 nucleotides long. It is a transcript of the gene sh2b2, whose product is annotated as SH2B adaptor protein 2. Gene Ontology annotation, biological process: intracellular signal transduction; antigen receptor-mediated signaling pathway. NCBI's taxonomy places the organism in Eukaryota, Metazoa, Chordata, Actinopteri, Perciformes, Serranidae. The record is from RefSeq and is a predicted model, not a curated record. Gene Ontology annotation, cellular component: plasma membrane. Gene Ontology annotation, molecular function: transmembrane receptor protein tyrosine kinase adaptor activity.
CAGUCUACUAUCGGACAACAUGGAGGACUCUGGAUACAUGAAGAUAUUAACAGCUCAAUCUAAGUGUCAUUGAUAGUGCGCUUUACUGUGCUAUCUUGGGCUCAAAUCCAAGAGAGUGGCUCAGAUGACAUCAUUGCACACAUCGUGCAUCAUCUCCUGCCAGCUCAGCGGGAAAAAGACAACCUCAGGCUUGUCAGUGGUCUUGUGGACGGCAGCGCUGAAGGUACAGCAGCAGCACAGUGCGUCGAGCGGAGAGAUGGAGGCAGAGCUGGCCGGCUGCGAGAGCGUCUGAACCGGAGAGGAGGACAACAGCUGAAGAGGGGAUAAAAACCAUGUUUGCUCCUGAAUAAUCAUCAUCUUCACGCCAAAAAUCAGGAUCAUCUCAGAAAGCGUCAUGAAACCAGUCCUGCAUUGAGCCUCUCCUCGGUGGGUUGGCAUGGCCCAGUGAUGAACGGAGCGGUGGUGCCCGGUAGCCCGGAGCUCUCCUCCUCGUGCCCACUGCCAGACUGGCGAGAGUUCUGUGAGCUCCAUGCUCGAGCCUCUGCUGCAGACUUUGCUGACAAGUUCCAGCGCUUCCUGUUGGAGAACCCCUGCUACGACUCGCCCGGUGCCGAUGCCAGCUUCUCCCAACACUUUGCCCACCACUUCCUGGAGUGCUUCUCUGCAGCGCUGACCCAGGCCCGAGAGAACCAGGCGUCCUCGCCGGGGGAGGACGGCUCCAACGCAGCACCAAAGUACAGCAUCGUUCCUUUCCUGGGAAUCCAGGGCUGCCCGCUGUCCUACGGUCACGACCUUUACCAGAGACGCAAGGACGCCGGGGCUUCAAGUGAAUCCCUGGACAGCAUGGACAGUGGAGGGGGAGGGAUAGAUGGGGGAGGUAGCGGCACCACCGCCUCCCGAGGCCCCCAACCAACCCACAAGGUGUCUGCUCUGGGACAAUCCCGCAGCUCAGAGGACGUGUCGGUUAGUCACCCAAAGGCUCGCUUCAAGAAGGGCUUCUCCCUGAGGAACAUGAGCCUGUGUGUGGUGGAUGGGGUGAAGGAGAUGUGGCACAGACGGGCUUCCCCUGAACCUGACGGCCCCUCUGGAGCCAGGAGGGCUAACGGGGGAGGAGGGGGAGGUGGAGGAGGAGGAGGGGAGGCUGUAGGGGGAGAGAAAUGGUCCCAAAAGCUGCGGCUUCCCCGGGGCUCCCAGGGGCACAAGGCUGAGAUGCUGGAGAUCCAGAGGGAGGGAGCGUUGAGGUACAUGGUGGCUGACGACACAAACUGUAUGGGUGCUGCUCAGUGGCAGAAGUGCCGCCUGCUGCUGAGGAAGACGAAGAGGGACGAAGGAGGCGAGAGGUUCCUGCUGGAGUUCUACGUACCACCAAAGUCCUCAAAGCCCAAAGUGAGCAUCCCUCUGUCAGCCAUUGUGGAGGUGAGGACCACCAUGCCGCUGGAGAUGCCUGACAAGGACAACACUUUUGUUCUUAAGGUGGAAAAUGGGGGAGAGUACAUCCUGGAAACCAUCGACUCGUUGCAGAAAAACUCCUGGGUCGCCGACAUCCAGGACUGCAUAGACCCCGGUGACAGUGGCGAUGACAUCGAGCUGGCAUCUUGUCCUCACGGACAGGCCUCCAAAGACUGCUCCAUGGUGGCCUCUUGCAGCUGUGAGCUGCUGUCUGAGGGUGUGUAUCGUGCUCCUGAGAGGUCGUGUCCUACAGCAGCAGAGCAUUACAGCGCCCCCUCAGUCCGUUGCAGGGAACCCCCAUUCACCCAGCACCCAUCCCACAUGCCUUUAGAGCGCUUCCUCCAGUCCCCCGAGGCCCAGGGCUCCAACUCUGCAGGUGGCAGUGAAGGAGCAAAAGAGUCAGACGGCGAUGCCAGUCUGGCUGGUUACCCAUGGUUCCAUGGUACGCUGUCCCGCGUACGUGCAGCUCAGUUGGUGCUUGCAGGUGGGGCCAGAAGCCACGGGCUCUUUGUGAUUCGUCAGAGUGAGACGCGGCCGGGCGAGUACGUCCUCACCUUCAACUUUCAGGGCAAAGCCAAGCACUUGCGUUUGUCAGUGAAUGAGAACGGGCAGUGCCACGUUCACCACUUGUGGUUCCACACCGUGUCGGACAUGUUAAGACAUUUCCACGCCCACCCCAUCCCCCUCGAAUCUGGAGGCUCUGCUGACAUCACAUUACGCUCCUAUGUACAAGUGCAGCGAAGCUCCACCACAGAUGUGACUGUGCCUCCAGUCCCCACCCCACCCAGGGAUGCAGGCUGCCGGACAGAUUCAGCCCAGCCUGCUCUCCACCCUCCUGGAAUCCCAGCGCCUGCAGGACCCCCUCCUGACGCCCCGCUCUCCUCCAGCACCUCUUCCUCACCCACUGCCCUUCCCUCCCUCUCCCGCAGUGACCCAGGUACCGGAGGAGGAGUGGGAGGAGGGUUACAGAGCCGGAGCAACAGCUCUGAACGCCUGCUGGAGGCCUCUAGUGGUGGAUCUGACGACUACCACGAUGCUGACGGGACUCGCCGGGCCCGGGCAGUGGAGAAUCAGUACUCUUUCUACUAAACGGCCCAGGGCAGGGUUAAGCAUUGUGUCGGAGAUGACAUGGGACUCUCCUCUGGCGAUGAAAACGGUCCAAAUCACUGGAUCACCCAUUGUUUUGUUCGUUUGUUUUUGUUUCAAGGCAAUUUCCUGUUUCUCUGAUUUGGGAAGGGAGGUGGCGAGCGGUGUGUCCGUGCUGAUGAAUCCCUCAGGCUCUGCAGCUUCGCAGAAAGUCAGUUAACAGUGAAACCAGAAGGAAGAAAAUGUUAAGAUGAAGAUGAGACCAGCGGGGUGAGAUGAGUGUAGGCGGCAAAAGCAAAAGGAAGUCAUCCAGUGGAGUCAUAUGGCUUUGAUUUAUCUCAUCUGACCACUUCCUCUUCACCCUUACCCACAGUUCCCUGGGAGCAGAGCCUGUGUCACCGCCCCGCUGUAGGAUUGAAAGUUUGAAGUGACCCUGAAGAAACAGUCCCUCCCCUCAGAGCUCCUCCAAGCUCCCGGGAGCAUCCCAUUAAUGUUUAUAAAGCUGCUUUGAGUCUGUCCCGGAUAUCCUCACUGUCCCUGCAGGGUUUCCCCACAAAGUCCUGCUCCGCUAGUCUCCGCUAACAUCAGUACAGCAAUCAUGGGUGUGUUAGUGUUAGCUCAGAGAUGUUUUUCUUAAACGUGUACAGCCUAAAGGGUCUUAGUGCCUGACAAUUACCUUGGACUUGAACGGACUGUUGCCCGAAGUGACAGGGAGGAUGGUGUUGAGAUCUUUCAUAAUCACAAAAGCCCAAAAAUGUAAUGCAGGUGAUACAUUUCCAGUCCUAUUCUCCUUAAAACACACUGAACAUGGAUAUCUCUGCAUACUGACACCUCACAGUUUCAUUAGCACACACACUGAUGGUCAUAUGUUGUGUUGCAGAUCAGCUUAAAAAGUUCAGUCUGUAUGAAUAUGGCAGGGUGACUUCCAUUUUGCUGUCAUACCGGGUUACUUCUAUGAGUGUGUGGUGGUGUAUUAGAGUCCAAAUAUUUUUCAAUGAUCGGUGUGCUACAGUAGUGUUUCUAAAACAUGGUUUUCGAGGUCCCUCCGUCUGGUGCUGGUUCUGUAUCCAAGCUUAUCAUAUCAAUAACCUGUAGAUUAGAUAUGCUGUUAAUAUAGGAUUUCACUUUGAAGUAAUGCCUUGAAGAUAUUAUUCUAUCAAAAUCCAGCAUUUAGGCUAUCGGGGGGACUUGGGACUUGUUUUAUAGAACAAUGGCGAAAUGCGUGCUGUUUGUGCGGCCUGGUGUGGACUGGAAUGAUACUGGCAGUAAAGGGUACUAGAUGACCGUGCUUGGACAGGGAGAUGACACAUUGCUGCUUUACUUUAUGCUGACAGAGUACAGAACUUUUUAAGUUGAUAAUUUGAAAGAAAAAAUACAAUGCACACCAUAAAAUACUCAUGUUACUGUAAGAACUGAUACCAUGUUCCUAGACAUUCAUAACAACACUUGAGUAUUCUCAUGUCAGUUACUCACCUCGUGUUAUGUUGAAUUUGCAUUGAAAACCUUGCUUUUCUGGCAUAAAACCAUGGUGAACAGAGAAUCCAAAAACUGAGAAAAUUCUUGAUGAACUGAGAUAAGGGGGGAGAGGAUUAAACAACAGCAAAAAACACAUCACAACAUCCAUCUCCAGUUGAAUGCUCAGUAUUUCACACGCGGAUGCAUUUUUGCUAAAACCUUGUAUUGCACUGGGGCAAGCUUGUAUGUUCGGACCCUGCUUUGAGUCCAAACAUGACUCGUUUCACUAUCGGGAUUUCAUCCACUUGAUCUUGCAAAAGUGUGCACUCACUUGUUCUAAAUUUACGUGCACUCUUGAAUUAAUGGGGGCCUGCCUUCAUCACUGUAUCCAGUUCUCUUUAAACACAUCCAUGGCUUUCCCAGGCACGCUACUCAUCAGUGCAUGAGACUGUUUGUGUGGAAGUAUUUUAAACAUUAAGGUUUAGGCAAGAAUGUAUGUGUUUGUGAAGUACUGAGCAUACGACUGGAUAAAUGAGACUUGGAUUAUGCUGCAGGAGUUUUGUGAGAGUUUGUUAACUGCUGUUUUGAUGUAGAUUUGCUGUUGUCAAACAUGGUCCCCCUUUUAUUUAAAAUCAUUGAAAUUGUUUGCCAUUUUUGGAUUUUUGGUUCAUUCUAGAGAC